UGAAGAUUGAUUGAUUGAUUGAUUGAUUGAUGGGAUCUGGUGCAUAGAAAUGUUCAGCUUGGAUCGGAUAAAUGCGACUUGAUUUGUAGGCAAGAAGCAAGUCAUCAUCUUCAAUUUCCCAUCCAAUCAUACAAGGCUGUUUCUCAUGUAAGGCGAAAAAGAAGAUAGAUGGGACUCAUGAGGCGAGGCUCUGAUAUUCACCGCUCUCACACGUGAAUAUCUGCAAAUCAUCGGGGAUUUUCUAAUUUUUUUGGAGGGGAUCCAUGGGAAUGGGAACCCACCGACAGCACUGUAACUCAAAGAGGACAAACUUAAUAUCAAGAAACGAGAAACGAGAGACAGACUCCAUAUCAAAAAGACAGCGUAGGAAUACUUUAUCGUAGAGUUUUCUUUCGACCACUGUCUUCUCUACUUUCUUCCGACUUUUCACUUCUCUUUUGUGUUACGACGACGAGGACGAGGACGAGGACGAGGACGAGAACGAGGACACGAAGACGACGAAGACGACGAAGACGACGAAGACGACGACGACAACAACGAUUUAUGAAAACAAAUCAAUUAAACAAAACAAACAAUCAAUCAAUCAAAACAAACGAUCAAUUAAACAAUCAAACAAUUGAUCAGUCGACAAUCGACAAUCGAUCAUUUUCUUUUCUUCUCUUCUUUUCUUUUCCACGUUGACUUGACAACCACGAACUUCAAUUAAAAGAUCUCGUAUCGAAUCUACAAACUCAGCUGAACGAAAAAAAAACAUUCAGUGAUCAAGAUUACUUGUGGCGUUCAUUCAAGGAUUACCCAGUGAGCAGCGGGCACAAAUAGCGGUUGAACUACUAAACAUCACUAAAAGCAAAGUCGAGAUCCGCUUGCUUCCCCCCGAUUGUUUCGUUUUGGCGCUUCUCCAGCCUCUUAAUUAAAAAUUACACUUGGGCCCGUUUUACCAUACUUUACACUUUACACCACACUUUACUACACCUUACCACACUUCACCACGGCUACACCCACUUCCUAGCUUUCUACCUAGCUAAACUUGCUAAACAAACGCAAUCUUUAAAUUUUAUCUAAAGGAGCCAGAUCUUGAACUAUCUACGUUCCGGUCCGUUCCUUAAUUCGAUUAUCUAAAGCAUCAAAAAACAAAACAAUCAACUACUGCAAAUCGCAAAACAGUGCAGAAUAAUCGAUUAUAAAACACGGAUAAGAUACAGAGGGCCAUUUCAGAUUGAAUAGGUUAUUUGCGAAAUUGGGUGAUAUAUUAUGAUAUGAUCACGACUAAUUACGAAACGAGGAGCUGAAGUUGAGAAGAAGAAGUCCCUACCUAAGGGUACGGAAUAAUGGCCGAGAAACGCGAUCGAUAUGGUGUGAGGGGAGAUCCAACAAUUGCGCCAGGAGGAAAUGGUUAUGGAACUGGAAAUGGUAUUGGAGGACGAGGAUUCAAUGGACGCGCGCCCCCAGGUCCAGGAUUUGAUGCCGAUGACAGCUCGUUUUUAGGUCGUGGAAAGGAAAGAUAUGAUUCUAUGCCCCCAAAUACACCCAUGACACCCUACACACCUUAUACACCAUAUACGCCACAUACACCUUAUACACCAAUGACUAUGGGAUAUGAUGGAGGAGAGAGCUCUCUUUCAAUCGGUACACCGAGGCAUGAUCGAUAUUAUGGCGGGGAGAGUGCGGUCGCGGGACGUCCAGCAGCAGCACCCGCAAAUGCAGGAUACCAAGGUGGAGCAAGCUCUUAUAAUGUUGGCACACCACGAAACGAACGAUACGAUGGCAGAGAAACUUAUGUCGAAAGGCGCGAUCCUAGAUUAGGAUAUCAUCCUGCUGAAAGUACUAUUUCUGCUGACACGCCGCGAACUGGUCGAUUCGAUCCAGCUAUGGAAAGUUCUAUCGCGCAUCCCGAUACGCCACGUACCGCUCAUUAUGACACAACUGCAACUACUAUGUCAGUGGACCCAUCACGAACAGGAACAUAUGAUAAAGAUAAUACAACCACGGCAGCACCAUAUUAUGAUCCGGCACAAGCACGAGAACGUGAGCGACAAAUGAUGGAACGGGAGAAGUUCGAGCGAGAGGGAGGAAUGCACGGAUCGCCAGGAAUGGAGCACGGCCCACCACGUAUAGAUUAUUUGAGUACAUCUGGUUCAUCUACUUCAUCAUACCUCGAUAUUUCUCGUAAUUAUCCUACCAAUUAUCCUACCAAAGGUUUUAGCUUCAGGUCCUUCUUCACAACGCCAUCUGAGAAGUCCGAUUCAAAAAAGAAGAAGGAGAAGAAGAAAAGUAAGAAGCUCACGAAACACAAUAGCUCAUCAAGUUCCUCCUUGAAUGAAGAUCUAGCUUUCGGAACUGGAUUUUUGAGAUACAGAAGGAAGAGGAGUGUGAGAGCUAGGGAUGGAAGGGACAGGCAAUGGGAGACCGUUGGAUAUAGGAGUAGCAAGGAAAAUCUGAGAGAUACUCGACCUGCCACAAAUGAGAGACCCACAAGCGGGAAACGACUAGCUACCGAUGCUGAAAUUUUGGCAGUAGGUGCUGGACUGGCUAAGCUUGCAAGAGACCAUAUCAAAAAGGAGAGGAUUGGCAAGAAUGGGCGUGGUGUUCGUGAAAGUACCAGUUCCUCUCGUCGAAGAGCCAGUCGUGAAACCGACCAUAAUAACGAUGAUGACGCAUGGGAAUCGGCCUCUGAUGACGAAUCAGACUCAAGUGUUGAUGCUGGUUUGGCGUUCGGAGGUGGUAGUAAUGUCAGCAAGAGUAAGAGUGGCUUUUUCGGACGCAAGAGAGUGCAUGGACCAAAGAGCCGAAAGAGUAGCGUUGUCGACCCAAGACUUCUUGGACCAGUGAAUUCCCUCAAUGGAUAUCUAUCAGAUAGGCAGGUCGGCUUUGAAGACGUGCAAUGGGAGUCGGGCAGUGACUUCGGGCAGCAAACUUACACCCCUUGUAGCCAUCCAGACAGGUAUGUGCAUGAGGUGUACGUACAUGAAGAAAGGAUCCGGAUAAGCCGGACUCAAAGUGGUGGAAGUGGUUCUCAGACCCCUCUGCAACAAGUCUUCCCAGUUCCUACCGAUGAUCCUUCCCGAUUCGACGCAGCGCGAGCGUCUUCAUCCGAAUAUAACAUUCCUAGGUCAGCACCAGUUCCUCUUCAACAACCUCAACCCAUCACUCCGGUCUCUCAGAGCGUUUAUCAUGAGCCUAGCUAUGUUCGUUCCGAGUCUGGCGGUAUCUUAAAGAAUUCUUCCGCUAGACCUAAAUCUCUCGCUGGAGCAGCCUUUGCUGGAGUUGCUGCCGCUGCUUUCGGAGCUGUGAUUGCUCGUCGAGAUGAAAAAGAGAACUCUCGGGAGGAUGACAGAAGAGAUAACCGAAGUUAUAGUGAAAGUGCUAUCAGUAGACAAGAUGAAUAUCGUAGAGAAAGACGCGAGGAUCAUUACUCAAUUGCUGAUAGCAGCAUCUCCAAACCUCGGGAUGACGAUCGAAAAGAACGCCGUCGCGACUAUGAUCAAUCUUCUAUUGCUGAUAGUAAUCUCACGUGGGACGAAAAGCGAGAAAAACGUCGCGAGGAACGAAGAAAAGAUGAUUCCAGAAGCUCAACAUCUAAUUCCGAUCGUGAUAGGAAUCGAGAAAGGACUCGUGAUGAUCCUGAUGCAGCCGCAGAGGAGCGAGAGAGAAGAAGAAGAGAGAGACGUGAAGAGCGACGUGCCCCUGACCGUAUUGAAGACAACUAUGAAGAACGACGAACCCACGUACUCUCGGAAAUAUCUGCAAUUGCUCGAACCCCCGCAGACCCAUUCCAAUAUCAGCUUACAGACUCACCUACCCGCGAGGAAAGCUCCAACCGCCAAUCUAAGGAACAAUCUACACCAAGUAUCGUUACAAUUGCACGCGAACCAGAUUUUAGCUCAAAACAAAGCUCGUCUAUCAAAGACCCAUCUCCUGCCUCCCGUUCUGAACCACCUAUUGACGUUUCUGACGAUGAUGAUCGGGAGCAACAACGCAGGGACAAGGUUAAAGCUCUUCAUGAUGCCGAACACUCUACAGCUCCUAUUGAAGCAGCAGCCAUAUUAGCUGCCGCUACUGUUGUGAUCAGGGAAAGCUCCCGAGAAUCAAUAUCAUACAUACGAGGCAGCGAGAGACGAACCGACUCCGAGGGUGUACCAAAAGACGAAGUAUCAACUAAUGGCCCUGGAAAGUCACGCGAUGAAGUUAUGGAAGAAGCAGAUAGAGCUUACCGUGAGAUCGUCAUGGCCAGGAAAGUUGCUGCGGAAGUUCGCCGUUCUCGAACUCCAUCACCUGAGCGUUCCAUCAUGGACAAAUACGAGGAAGAGCCAGAGGAAGAACCACCGCGCAUCGUUACUCCUCCGGGCAUGCAUGAACGGAAGAAAGGUCCAUAUGAUGCACCAAAUGCUGACUUCAAGCUGGAUUUUAUCAUGACACCUAAAGAUUUCAAGGUCUACAGUAUCCCGAGCAGACGAUACAAGGUUGACGAAGCAGAUUUGAAGGGUCCAUUUAUGACGAAAGAUGCGGAUGCUAAAUUAAGGCGGCCUCUCUUGAAUCUGGUCGUACCUACUCCUACUUCAACACCAUCACCGGAAAAACAGUUUGUAACCGCCGUCAAGAAUGGAAAUGGGAACAGGAAGACUGACAGCUCUAGUCGGUCGCAUGAUCGCUCAAAUGAGAGACGCCGUUCCGAACCUCAACCUGAACCUCAACCUGAACCUGCGCGUGAACCUGAGCCUGAACCUGAGCCUGAACGUUAUUCGAAACCUACGGUUGAGGAUGAAGAACGUGAACAAGUUGCUACGCGAUCGCAAAAUGAGCCAACUCAACCCCGAGCUGAGUACCGGGAUCGCGAACAGACCCAAUCAUAUUCAUUGGUAAAUGAAUCUACGGAUAGGACUCAAACCCGCGAACAGAUGUCAUCAUAUUCGUUGGUAGACGACCCUAGGGAUAGAGAUCAUGAUCUUGAACAAGCCCAAUCAUAUCAGUUGAAAGAUGAGCCUAGGGUCACAAUUCUGGAUCGUGAGCAAGCUGAAUCAUAUUCAUUGGUAGAUGAGCCUAGGGAUAGAGAUCAUGAUCGUGAACAAGCCCAAUCAUAUCAGUUGAAAGAUGAGCCUAGGGUCACAAUUCUGGAUCGUGAACAAGCUGAAUCAUAUUCAUUGGUAGAUGAGCCUAGGGAUAGAGAUCAUGAUCGUGAACAAGCCCAAUCAUAUCAGUUGAAAGAUGAGCCUAGGGUCACAAUUCUGGAUCGUGAACAAGCUCAAUCAUAUGGGUUGGAAGAUGAACCUAGGGAUAGGAAUCAAACCCUCGAACAGAUCCCAUCAUAUCCAUCGGAAGAUGAACCGCGUGAUCAAGAUCGUCGAAAGCGCAACAUAAGAGAUAUACCUCCUAUUGUUGUUGCUCCAAGAUUAGACCUCGUUCGCUCAUCUGAAGUUUCCGUUCCAUCCCCCACUCAGUCAACCGUCUCAAAAGCUGUUACCUGGGGUCCAAACGAGACCAAGCACUUCGAGGUUGAAAGUCCGACUGAGCCAAGAGAUGAAUUUAUCUCUGAUUCAUUUAUCUCUGAUUCAUCGCCAGAAACUCCUGAGAAGCCAAGAUAUUCGGAGCCAAGGUCCGAGCCGGAGUCUGAACCAAAAUCUCCAGGUGGAUGGGCUGCAAUGGCGGCGGGUAUUAUCGGUGCAGGUGCAGCAGUAGAAAGCCCGAUUGGGUCUCCUAGACGACCCGAGGUAAGUGAACUUGCUAGAAUUUUGAAAGCCAGGGAGAAGGAGCGUAACGAGAGGGCUUAUGAGUACCGAGGCGUGAUGGUAGAGCCCGAGAGUCCAUACGGAGAGCCGAGGCGGGAAAGUCCACCCAGGGAUAUGAGAAGAGACAGCCUGCCUCAUGGAGUGACUGUCGAGCCUGAAAAUUAUCGUGCAGAGUCGAGACGAGAGAGUCCUCCUCGAGAUGCCAGAAGAGAAAGUCUACCAGAGAAUAUGAGAAGGGACAGUCCACCUCGGGAUACUGGAAGUCAAUAUUACCCGCAAGCAACCAGAAGAGAUAGCCCACCUAGUGUUGGCCCCAAACCUGCCUCGCUACAAUCUUCACAUAUGCCUGGCUCUUUUGACGACGAUUUGGAUUUCACUGCAACAGUUGCAGCUGGUUUGCAAGAUACUGGCUUCGAUCCUGAUCUUGUUAUUGAGGAUCCUGCGUUCCGAAAACGUGACUCCCCACCUGGCUCUAAUGAAUAUGCAUACAAAGCACCACGGGCAGAGUCCAUUACCGACCUUGCAAGCACCACUGGUGAGGAGUCCUCAAAUCGUGGGUUUGUCAUGGGUGAAGUACCAGAAACCCCAAAGGAUUGGUCGAGUGUAUCGCCUGCCAACGAUGAAUCUUCAAGGCUCGCUAGGAAAGAACAGAAAAAACGCGAUAAAGAACGAAGACGAAGUGGUGGUGAUGUAUAUUCACCAAUGACAGAUGUCAUCGUUGAAGAACCAGAAAGCUAUUUUGAUUCUUCUAGGCAGAGCAGAAAGGAACAAAAGAAACGUGACAAGGAGGAAGCAAGAAGACAGUCACUUCUGAGGGAAGAAUCUUCAUUUGUUGAUAUCUCGCCAGAUGGCGAAUUCGUUGAAGAGCCGGAAAGCUACAUCGAGCCUGUUGAUACUCCUGAGAAGUCUAAAAAGCCAUCACGAUCAUCGACAUACGAUAAUGAUGACUUUGAUCCAUCUGUUUCAACACCGAAAAGGAGAUCCAGCAAGCGCUCUUUAACUUACGAUGGUAAAGUCGAAUCUUCGUUGCGUGAAAGCCACAGGUCAUCAUUGCGUGAAAGUCACAGGAGCUAUUCUUUAGAUGAUGUCAAAAAUGGCGACGAAUCAAAAAUACCAAGAAAGUCGAAGGAUAGAUCGCAAAGCAGGACCGAUUCUUCUGAUCCUUCACAAGUCCCAUUACCAAGUUCUGAAAGUAGUCGCGAAGAUCUUGACCUAUCAAGAGAGCUAGAAAGAUCAUCACGUCGUGAAGGUGAUCUCAUGUGGGCUUCAUCUCGUUCAAUACUAUCCGCCGAUAGCAGCUCAAAGUUUGACGAAGAAGAUUCGCCACAAAAGAGCCGAAAAGACCGCAGCGGCAUUAAAGACGACAAUGACAGUGCAAGAUUAGCUGCUUCGGAACCCACUCGCAAUGAAAACGAAGAUCCAAAGAAGAAGGCAAAGGAAACAGCGCCGCGGAAAGUUGGUGGAUUAUUUGGUUUCUUCAGUGGUUCUAGGGGGGAUACAGCAAAAGAGGAGCCAGCGAAAGGUACUCGCGACGACGCUGACGAGGCAAAAAAAGAAAAACGUAGUUCAACAUCGGAUGGAAUAACUGGAAGUCAACCUUUCGGUGAUUUAACCCAAGUGGCGUCGAAUGAAACAAAUAGCCAAAGGUCACGCGGUGAGGAUGGUGAGCAAGAAUUUAGGAAUGAUGGAGAGAAGAAGAGGAGUAAAAGCUCAGAUUCUAAGAAGGGUUCUUUUUUAGAUAAUGCCGGCAUCCUUGGCGCGGGUGCCGGCCUUGCUGCUGGUGCAAUUGCAAUUUCUGCUCAGCAUCAACAGCAAAAUGCCGCUAAUAAUAAUGAUAGCGAGGGGACUACGGGGGCUAUGGGGAGUAUGGGAAAGGGAGGAGAGCAGGAAAUGGAGGAAGAGAUACUGGAUCCAGAGAUUAUCGAACGACAAAUCAGACCCUCAAUUGACCCUCAAUAUGGAGAUCUUUUACCAUUACCGCCAAGUGGUCCAGUUUCACCUAAUUUUGAACCAAUUGAUGAUCUGCCCAAACUUCCUGAAAGUCGACCUGGAACCCCGGAGUCUGAGAAACGUACUGUAGGUACACCAAGGGAGAAGACCCCGCGAAACCGUAAGAGCUUGCAGGAGACACCGGUAAAAUCUCCAAGCCAAAGUGCCGUGCCCUUAAAAUUCGUCAUGGGAAAUAGAUCCAAUCCGGCAUCACCCAUCAUGACGAGAUCAACUGGUAAUACCCCCUUUCCGGCUUUCCAAUUUGCUCCAAUUCCAGAAUCAGCCAUAAUUCCAAGAUCUAGAUCUAGGCCUAUGUCAUGGGACAACACCAAGGAAUUCCAACCCCUGUAUUUAUUAGAGACUAACAAACGUGGGUCUUUUGUACCAGAAGAGUUAGUUGAGCCGCUCCCACAUUUACCACCGUCCCGCACCAAUUCCGAGCUUGACGUGGCGGAUCUACCCGAAUCGGGCUUCUUGGAAGAAUUGGACCUUCACCGCCCUUCUCUGGACCCACUUUCAACCAACCUCCCCUCCGAUGAUCUCGCCUCCGGAGAAUCCACACCGACUACGAUAACCUUUAGGAAAAACUUAGCGCCAUCAGUGGAGUUUCUUCGAGAUUCUUUUCCCUCAUUAGAAGAAACGCAAAAUUUAUCUUCCGAUGUUCACUCUCGUGAACAGUCUCCAUCUAAAUCAGCAACUCAAGCCAUUGGAGUCGCAGCAAUUGCAACUGCAGCUGGCCUUGCGACUGCAUCUCAUGAUACAAGCAAUGAACAGGAACCAGAAUCUUUUCAUCAGAUCCAGGACAAGAGUGGAGACAAUAGUUCAGAGUCAUUCGAAUCACAUGACAUAGCUGCUACACGAGAGAAGUCAUUACAAACCUUAAGUGAAACUUCAAACAAACAAGACAUGAGUUUUGAAGAGGAACUCAAACCCACUGAAGAAUUUCCUUUGUUCGAACCCAGGAAGAAUGAAAAUAUUGGAGAAGGUUUGCCUCUAGCAUCAGAUGACAUCAAUGAUCAAGCUGAGAAUAUUUGGGAGCCCAUUCAAGAACUUGAGCUAGACUCCAGUCCACUUGAGGCCGAAAAUUCCGAGCCCGUAGAUGAAGUCUCUAUUCCAAAGUCCAAAGAGAAGAAGGGUAAGAAGGGGGAGGCUGAAUCUUUAGGGACGGAACCGGACCCGAAACCGGAAAUCCAAACCAUAACCCCAGGCCAAGAGGAUACACAAGAACUGAACCUCGACCAUGCUUCAAGUGAACAACAUAACGUGACCGAACUAGGCCAAGAUAUUUUCGAAGAGGUAGCUACUCCUGUUGAUGUUGAUCCACUUGGAUUUCCGACGGAAUUCAAGAAUGAGAAUACAAACGAGGAAACGGACAAAAUUGACCUAUCUUCCGAGCCUGAAUUUGAAAUGGAAACUGUGGACAGCAUAGAACCUUCUGAACCCAUGGAUAAAUCCCCUCUAGAUGACAUGCCAGAUGACCACCAACAACAGCAAGUGCCGCAGUCUAGUCAAGAAAUUGUGCAAGAACCUCUGCCUUGGGUCGAGCAUGGCUCGGUUGAGGAAUCCUCUAUUUUCAAGUCAGAGACGGACAAGGAGGACGCAGGAAAUAUCACUUCUGAGAUGGAAGAACUCUACUCUGAGUCAGUGGUUGAAAAUACCAUUGAGAUGCCCAUACAAGAACGAUCACGCGAGGAAUCCCCAGAGCUUCAUCGCGACAUUUCAGAGCCAUCUUCUCCCCUGAUUAACCCGAAUUCACCAACCAUCAGUGACUCUACACUGCCUGAGACACCGGGUGAUAUCACGCCCAUAGUUGAUGUAUUUGCUAGUUCUAAAUCGAACCGAGACGAGGAAAAGGCCAUGAAAGCGAGAUUAAACUCUCUUCACCCAGAGCAGGAAGAACUUGUAAUCGAGCCUAGACACAAUCAACCUGCCGUUUCUCAAAUUCAAGAGGAUACUCCUGUAGAUUUAUCUCAAGAUCCAGUUGAAGAAAGCAUUGCAGACCCUGCUACGCCCGCCGACGUCAAUCCCGUGGAAGAGUUCUUAACUAUGCAGCCCAAAGAAGACAAAGAGGAUAAGGAACAGACUAAGCAGGAACAAACUACAGAUGUUGAGCAGAAAAUUUCUCCGGUUGAUACUAUUCAAGAGCAAGAGCAACUCCCCGAAGUGCAAGAAGAUGAUGUUGUGGAAAAACCAGUGCUCGAAGACACACCAAAGCUCGAUGACAUUCCUGGAGGUUUUGCCCCGGCUUCGCCCAAGCAGAAUGAAGAUGAGAGCGAAAAGAGUAAGGCUGCAGAUUUGGAACAACCCGUGGAAUCACCAAUACCUAGUCUUAUACCAGAGCGGUUGUCGGAAAAGCCAACACCAAUGAUUGGUCCCGGUGGUUGGCCAGCAACUCCCGAGAGUGUAUCCGAAAAUCCAACACCGGUGACUGGUCCUAAUGGUUCGCCAGAAACUCCCACUGCACCCCGGACCGACACCACAAAAGAAACUUCUAAAUCGAACGUCAAUAACCACCUGCCAUCUGCUGAACCUAUAAUUCCAGUUGUUCCUGCUGUAACUGCUGCACUCAGCGCUGCACAACUAAAAUCCGACGAAAUUUCUCAGGAAAAAGUUGGGCCUGAUGGUCUUACUUCCGGGUAUUCCAAGGAUCAACUGAGUCCUGAGGAACAAUUGCAAGAGGAAUCUGAAGUAGAUAUCAUGACAGAGGAUACUCCUAAAGACCUUGUUGAAGAUGUUACCAAACUUGAUGAACUUCCGGGCGGCUAUCAAGAAGAUGAGCUAGCCCCAGCUCGCCAAUUACCUGCAGAAUUAGUAGAGGAAUCUCAAGAGGAAAAGGAACGGCAUGGUGCUCCUCAAACACCACAAGACGAACAAGCACAGUUCUUCGAUGAAUUAGGGCAAACUCCUGGGGCUGAGCCUCAAAACGAGGAAGAAUCAAUCAUCACUGAUUCCGAAACUCCGAAUGGACUUGAUGCUGGAUCCCAAGAGGACGAACUGACACUUGUUGAACAAUCAGAACAGGAUUUCGAAUCGAUUACUGGUAAGGAGAAGGAGCAUGUAAAUCAAAAUGAAGAUGGUCAAUUGCCUUCUGACAUCAAGCCAUCGGAUAAUGCUAUCAAAGAAUUGAACGAGCAAACAGAUAUGCCUGUCUCUCAGCCGGAGAUCAUCGAAGAUUUGACCAACAAACCUGUACUUGAAGAGCCCAAGGAGAUUGAUACAACUGACGAGAAACAGCAGAUACUCGAUGAAAGCGCUCCUGUUGAUGACAUCAUUAAUGAACCGACUGUAUUGGAAGAGACACCGUCAAUUACGCAGGAGCAAGAGAAGAUCGAAAACGUACAUUUCGAUCCCGUCAUUGCAGAGCCAGGAAUUCCUGACAAGACGCUCGUUGAUCCGAUUAUUACAACUCCAGAAGCUGAGGCCUUGACACCAAGCAAGAAGUCCGAGGAACAAACAAAAGGUGACAGUUUACCAUCAUCCGAUUUUCCCGAAGAAAUCAUGGAACCCGAAAUUGUGGAGGGAAUGAAGCCUAUCGAUGUCCCUGACCAACAAACUUCCGAGGAUUCUUCUAUCCUCAUCGAUCCUGAAGCCGAAUUUGCUACUCCUGACAAGAACCAAGAUAAUAUGAUUGAGCCGACGCAUGUCGAGGACGCUUCUCUAUCCCCGACUGUAGAUGAAGUUAAGAAUGGUGAAGCCAACAUAGAAACAGCAAAGGCUGCUGAUAUUCAGCAAGAAAUCGCUGUCACGCUUGAAGAACCUUCUACUGUGAACCGUGGGAUUGAGUUCUCCGCACCUCCCAAGAGAUCUAAGAAAGAUAAAAAUCAACGUGGCAAGCAAGAGCAAGAUUCAAUUGAAGAUGAUAUCGUGCCCAGAGACAUUACACCUGCUGAUGAGUCGUCCAACACUGAGCCUCCGGCUGAGCAGCCAAACAACGCACCUGUCGAACAAAUCAUCACUAUUCCCGCCAAAGGGUUAGCUCCUUAUGACGUGCCAGCUGCACCAAUGACAGCAGGGCUUUCUGGUCUUAUGGGUCCAUUGACAGGAAGAAGGUUGGGUGUUGUGGAAAUGGUUCAAGCUUUGGGAUGGGGAAAAAGGAAGGAUAAUGCUGCUAUAGCUGCAGCUGAGCAAGGACUUCCUCCAAGACCAUCUACAGCACGCCCCGCAUCUGGAUCUUAUAUGUCUGAAACACACGGUUUUCCCGACUUUUCUAUGCUAAACGCCGUUGAGGACGAACCUACCACAACACUAACGCCUACUUCAAAACUUAGGGAAUGGGCUUUGCCAGACAAGGACUCGGAGGAGAUGUCGGAGAAGGGCGAGAACAUCGUAAGCCCAGAGACUGAGCCAAUUCCAAGUAUAGUCGUUGAGGAAGAACCUCUAUCCACUAAACCCAAAAAAGACACGGUCGAAAAAUUCAUGGAAUCACGAGCCACAGAACCGAACGAGGAUUUACAAGGCGACCAAUUAUUUGAAAGACGCCCGGGCAGGAGACGUCGCAGCAUAUUAUCUUACCUACCGGAAGAAGCGUUCAAAGCAAUGAGAGGAGAAUUUGUCAUAAGCGAACCAAAAACUCCAUCCCUGACAGUGGACCGCGUUUUCAUCGAGCAAUCCCGUGAAAUCACUUCUGAACCAAUUUUCGAUAAGCCCGUUCAAGAAGAGAAGGGAUCUGAAUCUGUUCUCGAGGUCUCGAGCAAGCAAUCGACAAAGGGUAACGAGGAGCAUCAAAUUUUGCAAUCUUCGGUGUCGGAAGACAUGCCAAAGGAAGAGGUUGUUGAUGCGUCUAAAGAUGCUGCUACUGAGGAACCUAAGAUUCAAACACCAGAAAAUCAUGAGCUCUUUGUUGAACACAGUCAUGAGCCCUUGGAGAUCCCGCAUGAACCUGUUUCGGAAGAUUUUGAAGCCGCUGAGGUGCCAUCUGAGGAUGCUUCGGAGGCAAUCGUUGACAAAUCUAGCGAUCCUAAGAAAUUACAUCGUGAGGUUGCCCAAGAGGACGGUUCUGUGCCACAGCCACAGACUGAGCAAAUCCUUGAGCCAAUGGUUGAGGAGCCUAGCGAACCUUCGAAAUUUAAUGGUGCGACUGAUGCGACCGACCAGGAGAAUCCUUCCAUGUCGGAACCAAUUCUUGGAAGAUCAAGUGAGCUCACUGAGACGCCUCGCGAUUUCAGUCAAGAGGAUGUGUUUGCGCCACAAAAAUCAAUUGGGCAUGUUCUCGAGCCAAGUGCAACUGGCAAUGAGUCUUCUUUGCCAACAGAAUCCAUUUUCGACGAAGUUACAAAGAAUGUCGAGAUUUCUGAACCAAGUCAUAUUGAUGAAUCCUCCUUGCCGGAAAAAACAAUCCCAGACGAUAUCAUGGCAUCUGUUGAGUAUUUGGAGCCUAAUACAGACCUUCAAGAUACUUACUUGACGAGAGAACCACUUUCUGGGAAGUCUGACAACAAUAUUGAGUCUGUCAUGCCAAAUACCGUUGAUGACUCUCCCUUGUCAGGACAAAUUACCCCACAGGACUCAAUAAACAUGGAAAUAUCUGAGCCAAUCUACACUGCUGAAGGGGACUUUUUACCUACAGAAUCUGCAACGCAUACCGACACAGCCCAGCCAGAAUCAAGCGAGAUCCUCAAUGCCGAAGAAAGUGAGACUGAACACAAACCGGUUUUACGUGGUUCGAACACGUCCAGGAAGAGCAAGGAAGACAAAUUCGGGUCAGAGCCUGAGGUAUCAACCGAAGUCACUCAGGAGCCUGAACAACCCAUUCUUGCCGAGGAACCAAUCUCAGAGGAGCCUCUUGAAGCCACGCAAUCCAUUGAUCGUGAAAUCUUUGAGCAGCCUGUUGAGAAGUCGAUCGAAUCGAGUGAACCAGAAAUCCGCGACUACUUAGAUCCUGCUUCAGUGCCACUUCCGGAAGACCCUGUCACUGUGUCCACUGAAUUUAACGAGCCUGCUUUGAUACCACUCCCCGAAGAAUCUUUCAAUGACUUCGUUGAACUUAGUAAUCCUGCUUCGGUGCCACUCCCGGAGGAGUCAUUCGACGAAUAUACUGAAGUGAAUGAGCCUAUUUCCAUACCACUUCCGGAAGAUCCUAUCAAUAAGUUUAAUGAAUUUAACGAGGCUAUUUUGGUGCCACUGCCGGAAGACCCAUUCGAGGAAUAUAUUGAAGUUGAUGGGCCUUCUUUUAUACCACUCCCGGAAGACUCUUUGAAUGAAUUUAUUGAAAUUACUGAGCCCGCUUCAGUGCCACUCCCGGAAGAUUCUUUCGACAUGUUUGCUGAACUUAACGAGCCUGCUUUAAUGGCACCACAGAAAAUCAUCAUCAACCAGUCCGUUACUGGACCUGCUUCAAUACCACUUCCGGAAGACUCCGUCGAUGAGUUCAUUGAACUUGAUGAACCUACAAACUCCGACGUUCCAAAGCCAUAUGUUAAGCAUAGUAGUUCGAAUUCAUUCCCCAGGAAAUAUAUCGUCAAUCCAGAGGUCAGGGAGCCUAAAAUUCGUGAGAACUUGGACGACUUAGAGCAUGCUGCAUCGAUCCCACUCCCGGAGGAUACUGCGGAGCAGACGAUGGAAAGGCCUUCUGAUGUUAAAGUGCCUGCAAACGGGGAAUUAUCAGACUUCUCAGGACCGCUUUCACCAGUCUUUGCACCAGUGCUCUUGCCCGGAGAGUCUCUUCCGUCAAAACCAUAUGCCAAGACGGGAAUCAGAGCUGCCGAACUCGAAUCGGAGGAAGUGCCAUUAAUUUCAGACGUCCCGAUUUCUGAACCUUUCAAUGAAACAACCUUCAACAAGCCACAAGAAAGUGAGGUUAUUCCGGCGGAGCCAAGCCAAGAGACGGAACAGACGCCUGUUGAAUCGACCACGGAACUCAUCGUAACUCCAAGAAAUAUAGAGACAAAUGAGGCUAUUUCUAAAGACAAAUUUGUUGAGCCAGCCGGUGACUUUUCGAUGGAAGCGUAUGACGAAGAUGAGAAGAAACCAAAGUCGGAAGUCGCGAUGCCAUCAGCUGAAGACAUUAGUACCCAAACUUCCAUGAAGUCUUCAUCAAGUCACGAUGCUGAUGAAAUGCCACCUCAAGCUAAUGCACAGGAUUCCAUGCAAUCAGUUCCGGAGAACCAGCAAACAAGCGAUGAAAAUACCAUUCUUCUCACAUUGAAAGAAGUUGAUGCUAAGCAAGAUAAUAAUUCCGAAGCUGCUUUAAAGCCCUCUCUCGAAAGCCAAGAGGACAUCGAAUCUGCCUCUUCCCAGCCGAUUGUUCAACCUCCAGCAGAGGAACUUCAUCGUAAUAUAACAAAUGAAGAGACUACAAAUACCAAGGCCGAGCCGAUUAUAUACCAAGAACAGACAUUCGAGCCUAGACUAGCAAAAGAGGACUCCAAACCCUUUGAGGAGCCAGUUAUUGGGUCAAUGCUAUCACAACCACAGACGGGUAUCCUUCAGGAACCAGUUUUUGAGUCCGAAAAUGUAAGGGAAGAAGCUCCUGUGCUACAGGAAUUAAUUGCACCACAAAAUCCAUCAAUUGAGUUGAGAAUUACCAACGAGGAGCCAAUCCCUUCAUCCCUUCCAAUUAUGGAGCCAGAUAUUGAGACAGAAGAGGCUGCCGUACCUCUGAAAUCAACUAUUGAGUCAAAUACCAAUGAUCAGGAGCCAUUUCCCUCAUGGGACCCGAUUACUGAGCCGGAGAUCAUGAGAGAGGAACUUUUAAUUCCCGAGGAAUCAACAUUUGAGUCGAAAGAAGAAAGCUUUGUACCCCAAGAAUCACGAAUCAAUGAGGAAGAGCCAACUUUGCAACAAGAGCUAGAAAUUGAAUCAAAAGUCUCCGAUCGUCCAGUCAGUCUUGUACAAGGCUCGGCGACUGGGCCAAUACUCUGGGAAGAACAACCUGUUAUCCGAAAGCCAGUCAUUGAGGUUAAUAACCCCAAGCCAGAAGAAAUCGCCUUGCCAGAAUCGCCAACUGAGUCGAAAUCAUUUGAGCCAGAGAUGACAUUGCCACAAGGGUCUGUAGUCCCAAUCGUUCAAGAACGUGCAAUUGAUCCCCAAAGGCCAUAUCUUAAAUUAGAUGUUCCACAAGUAGUAUCACUUGAACAGGAUGGUGUUGCACCGGAACGUAUUCCUCUGCCAGGAUCACUAAUCGAACAGGAGGUCUUUAGACCGGAACAUAUUCCUUUGCCAGAGUCACCAAUUGAACAGAGUGUUGUUGAGCCUGAACGUAUUCCUCUGUCAGGGUCACCAAUCGAACAGGAGGUUUUUGAACCGGAACAUAUUCCUUUGCCAGAGUCACCAAUUGAACAGAGUGUUGUUGAGCCUGAACAGAUUCCUUUGCCAAAAUCACCAAUUUACCGGGAAUUGUCUGAACUAGAAAUCCCGUUUCAACGAGAGCCGGUUUACGAUUCACACAUUUUUGAAGAACCAAUGCUGACUCAGGAGCGCUUAAUCGAACCGGAAAUGUCAAGUCUUGAACCAGUGAUUCCUCGAGAAUUACUCCUUGAACACAAACUCCCCGAGCCAGAACAGAUCCCCUUGCCAGAAUCACCACUUCACCAAGAAACUUUUGGACUAGAAGCCCUUUUUCGACAGGAGCCUGGAGCAGAACCCUUCAUUUCAGACGUUAUGAAGCCCAUGCAAGACGAACCUUCGAACGAAAGUCAUUCUACUAUGACUGAAACAAGAGAAAAUGAAUGGGCCUGGCCUGCCGAGGAGUCGAAAGAAGAAAAGAAUGGUGAGAAUGUCGCUACAUCAACAAAAAAGCCAUUUGAUGUUGCGCAUCAAUCAGAGAACCUUGGAAAUGCGCCACUCGAAAUAACAGAGCCUCUGUCUGCGAGAGACGAUGCAAAAGAACCUGUACAAGAGGUUUCAGCAGAGCCUGAUGAAGAGUCUUUUUUUGACGUUGUAGAAUAUUUCACAAAAGAAGAGAUUAAAACGCAUCUAGCCCCUCGGAUUUCACAAGAGCAGGAUGUAGUCCCUAGUUUAAAAGAGUUUAUGCUGCAUGAGUACAAGGCGGUACCCGCCGAUGAGUUAGAGAAAGUAGAUUUACCACCAGAGAUGCUAAUUGAGGAGCGCGCACAAGGGGAGCACAGACCAUCAGAAGAUGAUGUCACUGGAGUCUUGACCAAGAAUUCCAAGGACAUAAAUGAUCGUGAGUUUGGAUUUUCUUCACCGGUACAGUUUAUCCCCAAAGACACCCAAUUAGGAGUACCGGAUGUUGAGGACCUAGUACCUACAGAGAUAAUAGUCGAUAAAUUCAAGGCCAAGCCAACUGAAGAAAUGCCAAAGGAAGUUCAACAACAAACCAAGGGCGAAUGGGGUCCGGUUUCUACUAAGAAAUCGGAGUGGGACAUGAAGAAACAUGAGUCUUCUUUGUCCACCCCGUUGGAGCCCGAGGUUCCCAAUGUUGCUACUGAGCUUCCUGAGGAUACCCCUUCAAACUCUGGAAAGCCUGGAGGGCUGCUACCAACUGUUGACGAUGUAUCUGAUACUCAUACGUCUUUCCAGAUUCCACAGGUUGAAACACUCGUUCGCGCGGAUGAUAAUUUCGGUACCUCGCCCGAUAAGAAAUGGAAAGAAAUUCCAAGCAGAGAACUUGACAUAGAGUCACGACCCUUGGCCGUACCCAAUACUGACACAACAUCCGAAACCCAAGACGUUAAACCCGCCGAUCGUUUCCUCGCCUCCCCUAUUCCAAUGAGAGAUAUCGUGCAAGCGUUCAAACCUAUUGCGGAGCCAAAGAUAAUUUUACCCAUCACCUCGUCCUCUCCAUCCAAGCCGAUUAGCGAUGAGCCAUACAAUAUCUCCGCUGAUUUAUCACAAAUUGGUUCAAAGAAAGACAAGAGAAAACGUCAAGCAACGCUAAACCUGGAGACACCUAAAGAUGAUCGGAGUAUCUUUUGGGCAGAUGAAGUUCCGGAAGCGGAAGUUGUCAGGGCUGUUCCUGUCAUUGAAGAUAUUGGACGAGAUGAGUUCUAUUCCCAUAUUGCCAGUACGGUCAAAAAACCACAGACGAAUGAAUUCUCUAGACCACCAGCCAAGAAAGGAAAGAAAAAUACAAAUAGAGAAUCGUUUAAUGUCGAGGAUUUUCGACUACUAAUAGGAGCAGAUCUACAGAAAAUCGAGCCAAUGAAGGAACGCAAAGAAAUGCUUUAUGUGGUACCUGCAUCCGCGGCGAUUGCUAAUGCAGAGGUCUUGGUUGGCGGGAGCAAGGAACCAGAAGUUGAGCCUGUCAGGGAAGAGGAAAACCAGCCAAUGCAAGCGUUACUCGACAAUGGAGAGAAGAGACAAGAUAUGGAUAAGGGAAGGCCAAGUGACGACAUAUUUGAUCAUUCAGGAUUGGACGACAAAGACCGGAAUACGUCUGAAGAGACAAAGGAUGGGUUUGGACAGCCCAUUAGUAAUGGAUUUCGGGAGGAACAUACCAUUUUGCAAGGACCAGAGCAGAUUGAAAAAAUACAGGAACCGAUGAUUGAACAGCAUGGAGAAUCAGAAUCCCAAGAGGUUAGAACGCCCACACCCCGCAUUCCUGUUUUGACUAAUGCAGAGUUUGUUCAGGAGCCAGAACAAACGGAAAGGACACAAGAACUUAUGAUUGAAGGUCCUGGCAAAUCUGCAAUAGUGGAGGCUCGAGAGACCCGAACCCCUGCGCCUCUCAGUCACGUUCUUGACAACGCGGAUUUCUUUCAGGAACCGGAGCAAUUGGAAACCACGCAGGAGAAAACUAUCGCCGAAAGUCUUGCCGAACCUAUGAUAAAUAUUGUGCAAGAAUCAGAGCAGAUGGAACUUCCCCAAGACCGGGAAGCACGAAUUCCUGCUCAACCUAAAGUAGUGGAAACUACCAUUUUGCAGGAACCAAAACAAAUGGAGACAGUCCAAGAACCAAUGAUACAAAUCCCUGUCAGACCUUUGAUAGUGGAAGGUCGCGAAACCGGAAUACCGACACCUCUUCGCGAUUCCAUUUCCGAUGACGAGAGGCAGCUAGAAAUUGAAACAACACCAGCUAGCAAAUCCUAUGCCUCGAGCAUGUCUCCAAGUCCGAGAAGGUCUCCAACUGCACAAGAGGCUCGAGGAGAUCUACCAGAGGAGUAUCUCUCUAGGCGUUCAAGAAGAGACACAGAUAAGAGAAGAAGGAAGACGUCAAUUGAAGUUGAAAAUGAGCAAGAUCUUCUACCUGCACCAAUUCAAGAGGCCUUACGAAAUAUUAUCGUCGAGCCCCGAGCUCGACGCAUCAGUCCUUCGCCAAGCCCAUCUCCGACAGCCGAACGAGCUAAACGAGCUAGAUCCAGGUCCCGUCCUCCAUCUCGUCCUGGUACUCCUGGCUUGACAAUGCUACAGGAAGAGCCAGAGGAAGAGCAUGCUCAGAAUAUUGGCAAUAGAGACAGUGCUUUUGUUAACGAUUCACCAAUUCCUUUGCAAGGCAACUUCGCCAACAAACACGAACUUGUUCGUGACAGUGCUAUCCACUUAAGAGACAAUUCGCCUUCGAUGCGUGUCAGGUCCCCAGUGUCAUCAGCCGAUGCAGCUAUUGACAGCAUGGAGUGGCCUCCAGUGGAUGAGGAUGCCGGUACGGUUGAUCUCGAGCAACCGCCACGACCUAAGGUUGUGGAGAACUUAAAACGUCAUGACCAUGGAAUUGAUGAUCUGCCAUAUCAAAGACACAGAGAAGAAGAGCACACAGAUCUACAAAGAGCACAGACAAUUCAUGGAAUGCACUCCCCUCUUGAAGGAAAGCAUAAACUCACUCGCAAAAGCUCUUUAACUCGUGGAGAGCUGGCAGAAGCGAAUCACGUAGACUUUGUCCGGUCCCAACGACUCAAGGCAUUUCAAACGAAAUCCAAAGAAAAGCUAUCUGAACCUCAUCAAGCAGAACCAAUCAACAAAUCUGUGACCCCGGAAAAGGAACAUACAAGGCAUCGUGUUCACCGUUCCGAAUUUCCAGACGCCCAUUAUCGCAAGCCGAAGGAAAACAAAUAUGGGGACCUUGAAUCUGUCAAGACUCCAAGGGCAGAACAGCGAAGUAUAUCUGAGAGCCCCCCGGCGUUGGUUGGAAGUGCAGCUCUUGCAGCGGCAGGAUUGGGAUUUGCAGCAGCAAGGAGAUCAAGUCAAGAAAGUCGACCCUUAAGUGCUCAAAGCCAUAAAAGUCAAAGACCCGCUUCAAAUAUUAGUGUUGCUCGAUUACGGACACCAGCUCCAUUAGAUGCGCCUCACCAGCCACAGUUUCCAGAUAGCGCUAGUACCAAUCGUUCGUUUACACCGCCACUCCGUCGUACCGCCCGAAAAAUUAGCGGGGAUCUAAAAUCGCUCCGUCAACAAAGUAACAUUGAUCUCGCUAAGGAAAUUGGUCCAGCCUCUCUCGAUACCGCUACAUCGACAACCUCCACAAAUUCUGCAAAUCCAACUGCAAAUGAGGGCCGAGCCAGGGCACAAGAGAUGGCUGACGUCUAUGUAAGUUGGCACAAAACUGAAGAUGAAAAAUUUUCACCACUAAUAAAAAUAAUGUAGGAUGGCUACGGUGAAGGCCAUAUGGGCUCACCAAGAUCCCCUACUCGACCUCACAGUAUGCGACGACGACAGAGUAUGCAAGUCUUGGAACUCGAAUCCAAACUCGAUCAAUUAACUGCGGAAAAUCGUGCACUCGCAGAAGCAAAAGCGCAUGCCGAACAUAUGCUGCGAUCAAGCCAAGGCGCACCUGCGGCUUUGGUAGAAAGGGAUGCAGAAAUCGAUUUACUCAAACGAACACUAUCAUCCAUGCAAGAUGAAGUCAAAAGAUUGACGGAGGUAAAUGCGGGGCUUACGAGCGCAGCUAUAACGCUGGGUCAACAACAUAAUGCACGAUAUGGCAUACUCGAAUCGCAACAUGCGCAGACUUCACGGGAACUGCAGCAAGCCCGCGAAGCUCAUCACAACCUUCAAAACGAGGUGGAAGGCAUUAUACACAAUGCUAUACAAGAAAGAGACCAAGAAAUUGCAUCAUUGCGAUCCCAAUUGGAUGUAGCUAAGGAACAAAUCCGAGCAAUGCAAAGGGAGAUUUUAGCUGCCAAAGCUGGCGACACUCAAUUCUUGACCAUUCGGGAUGAAGACUAUUUUGAUGGUGCCUGUCAACAACUCUGCCAACAUGUGCAGCAAUGGGUACUUAGAUUCUCGAAAUUCUCCGACAUGAGAGCUUGUAGACUCACGAGAGAAAUUAAUAACGACAAGACCAUUGAUCGGUUAGAUAAUGCCAUUUUAGAUGGUUCGGAUGUGGAUAACUACCUCGCAGAUAGAGUAAGGAGAAGGGAUGUCUUCAUGUCAAUGACGAUGACAAUGGUUUGGGAAUUUAUAUUCACUCGCUAUUUAUUUGGCAUGGAUCGAGAGCAGAGACAAAAGCUCAAGUCUUUGGAGAAACUGUUGUCUGAAGUUGGACCAUCAUCAGCAGUUCAUCAGUGGCGCGCAACCACUUUGACAUUGUUAUCCAAACGAGAAUCGUUUGCAAGACAGAGAGAACAAGAUACUUUGGCUGUGGUACAUGCUAUCUUAGAGACACUGACAGAAAUCUUGCCGCCACCGAGCCACCUCGAAGAUCAAAUCGAGGAACAACUCAAGCGUGUUGUUAAAGCCGCUGUCGUUCUCUCUAUCGAAAUGCGCACCCAACGCGCAGAAUACAUGAUGCUACCGCCACUCCAACCAGAAUACGAUGCCAACGGCGAUCUCGCCAGCAAAGUGUCUUUCAAUGCAGCACUCAUGAAUGAACGCAGCGGAGACACCGUCUCCAAUGAAGAACUCGAGGCACAAAAGGCUGUCGUUAGAGUUGUGCUGUUCCCACUUGUAGUGAAGAAGGGUGAUGACUUAGGACAAGGCGAUGAGGAAAUCGUGGUGUGUCCUGCUCAGGUUUUGGUUGCCAAACCGAGGAUGGGGAAAGGGCCCGUAGGCAGGGUUUAUAGUCCUGCUAGUGGGGAUGUGGAUAGGAGGAGUAGUAGUAGAACCCCGGCUAGUAUGCAGAGCAGUAUGCCUGAUACUAAUGUUAUCUGAAAAAAAUGAAAAUAACGAAAUGAUGGAUGAAGAAAUGAAUGGAGGGAGGGAUAUUAGAAGGAUAAAUAGGUGGAAUAGGAUGGGUGAUGAAAUAAUAGAUAUCCUUUGGGUUCAGGUGGUGAUGGACGAGUUGGAUCAUAUGUUUUAAUAUUUUUCUUUGUUUUCCUUUUUUAUCUUCGACGAUUUCCCGAUUUAUUUUGAUGAUGAUUGAUGAUGCUAUGCAUUUAGCGAAUCUCCAGCUACGGCUACGAUUUUUCUUUUCAUAUCGCAGGGAAAAGGAUAUCCAUAUUUUAACGACGAUCAUGACCAGAUUGUAGGAUUAGAUGACCUUUAUUUACUCGGCUUAGUUUAUGAAAUUAAAUGCAAAACCAAUUAAAUUUGAUUUUAAUCUUCAAUACGAUUUAUUUGAGUGAUGUUCUCGUUCGUCUAGGUGAAGUUGUAAAAUGAUCAAUACUCAUGUACCAACACAAGGCUAAUUCCAGCAUAGUCUAUCCUUCAACUUACUCACUGCCAGUCAGUGACUCGGUGAAGAUUCCCCACUUACUUACUUCCUUUCCGCAGAAAUGUAAUCAAAAUCAAAAAGGACAAAAGAAUAUAUGAAAAAGAGGUACUGGCUCGACACUUUACCUGUCACCCCACUACUCACAUCUUUGAAUCUGAAGCGUUGUUUCUGGCAGCGUGGACUAUACGUGUCAUUUUUCUUCAGUCUUUGAUGAUAUGUCGGGGAGAAAGAGGUUUCUAAGAUUAUGUAUGAUUGGAAGAUGGAGGAUUGCGGGUGAGAAGAAGACGAAUCAAGAGAGGGAAGGGGGAGGAGUGGACUUGGGGCCUUUGAUUAAAUGAACCAGUUGUUCUGGGGUUGAUAAGAGGAAAUGGAUGUGUCUAAGGGAGGAGAAGGAGAACAUUUUAAGCUUGAUGGUGGAAGAUGGAGAAUAACAUGGGAAAUGAGGAUGGAAAUGAAAGAGGGGGAAAAUGGUGUUCGAGAAAAGAUUCUCUGUGUUGAACCUAGAUCACUCGUUCUAUAAAAACUCAUUUGAGAUAUUGAUAGUAUGAUCUUGAUCACAGUCUAUACUGACUUAGUUUGAGAUGCACAUUACAGUAUUAGGUUCAGAUAUCAUUAAAGAGUAGUACUUGGUUUGAUGAGGGAGUAAGAAUACGAUAUUGUGAUAGGAGACAAGGACAAGACAAGAAUGAGAAUCAGAGCUCCUAUAAAUAAAGCAAGGGUAAGUAAUAAUAGUACGAGGUUCAAGUAAUUUGCAAAGAUACAGCGGUCACUUUGUUUAUCCCACCUCAAGAUAUUCAUCGAGGAAAAAUAUGUUGAUUUAAAAUCGAAUACUGACUGACGUCCGAUUAUAAGGAUGUCAAGAGUUCAGAUCUACUCGGCAUAGGUAUCUACAAUGUAAUCUAUACUCAUAAUCUGCGAAGUAGAAUAGAAUAGAAUGAUGUUUGUAACUAUAUGAGUAUCUCAACUCAAUAUUGAUGUCAAUCACCGAACUAAUCAGCAUCAAUCCAUAUCAUCAUCAAGUCAAAAAACCGCCGAAAGAAGUCCAUCUUCUAGAAAUAUUAAAUGGAUCUCACAAAAACAACUGUAAAUCCUCAAACCUCAUCUCAUGAUUCUUCUAGACCAUACGCAGAAUCACACUUGUGUCUUAUCCCUAUCCUAUCUGUAGCCUUGCGAGGUUUGCAUCUAAUUCUGUGUCAGAGUAAGAGAGGGGGAUAGAGAGAGAGAAAGAGAGAAAGAGAGAAAGAAACUUAAAUUAAGAUCUUAAUUAAAAACAUUGCAAAAAGAGAUAUAUAUAUAUAUAUUAUAUAGUACAAUAAUACUAUAUAAAAUAUUUAUUUUAUCAAUUAUAAAUAAAUAUAAUAUUAUAUUUAUAUUAAAUUAUUUUUAUUAAUUUUAUAUAUUUUAUAAUAUUAAAUCUUUUAUUUAUUAUUUGAUUACUUUUAUUAAAUAUUUAACAUCUAAUAAAAUAUCGCUUAUAUAUAAUAUUAAAUUUUAUAUAAUUAUAUUUAUUCAAAUUAGUUUUAUUUAAAUUAUUUAUAUUUAAAUUAUUUUUGAAUAUUUAAAUUUCAAAAUAAAAAGUAAAGUUUUUUU
Molecule: messenger RNA, 23787 nt
Organism: Sclerotinia trifoliorum
Lineage: Eukaryota; Fungi; Ascomycota; Leotiomycetes; Helotiales; Sclerotiniaceae
Source: the annotation of a GenBank genome assembly